UUUUUUAAUUCUGAGUGAUGAGCUUGGGUUGUUGUGCCGUCUUUGGCUUUUAGCACUUCCGUGUUUGUUUUACUGUUUUAGCGUUGAAUUAUGCUAGUUUUUUUUAGGGUGUUGUGAGAUUUGAGGAGAUUUUUCCUUUCUUUUUUUAUUUUUGGGAUUUUUUUUUUGAAUUUUGUAUUUUGAUCUCGGUUAAUUUGCUUUUUUGCUUUCCUUGUUUCACUCCUCUUGGAUUCCGUUUCUAUUCGGAAAAGUUUAUAGCUUUAUUGGAAUCUGGUAUUUUGGUAUGGCUGUUUAGGUGUCUUUGCCUUUCUUCUUUUAAGUUUGUGCAGUCUGUGAGUGGUUUCACUGGAAUAAUCACUUUUGGGAGGAUUUUGGCUUUUCUGCCUUCGGAAGUUUUUUAUUACUUAUGCUCUUCCUUUAUUUUGGCUUGUAGGUUUGGUUAAGAGUUCAGGGUCUUGCCUGUAAUUUGAGUUGGGAGUCGGGUUUUGUGGUUCGUAGUCUCUCAUUGUUGUGGUUUUUGGGAAUUUUUAGCCAAGGCUUGGCUUUGCUCUGGCUGUGUCCCAGGUUCCCUUCUGUUAGUUUUAAACUUGGGUUUGGGUUUUCAUUGGAGUUUAAAGACAAAUUUCCUAGAUUACGAGAAUUUUGUGCUACUCUUCAGCUCAAGCUUGCUUUCAGGUCCAUUUUCUGGGCGUGAUUAUGGAUUCUCCACAAUCUGUUGUAUCACCAUUCAAGACUUCCAUUGUAACUGAGACAGAGAAGCAGAAAUCUGAUUAUUCUGUUCCAAACUCUGGUGGUUUAACGAAAGGAAUUGAGGUCCAGAAGAAGGCAGCAACGGUUGGUAAUAUGGAGGAUUUCAUUGGUACCCUUGAGGUCUAUAUACAUCAGGCUAGGGAUAUUCAUAACAUAUGCAUUUACCACAAGCAAGAUGUUUAUGCUAAGUUUUGCCUCACUAGUGAUCCUGACAAUACAGUCUCCACUAAAAUCAUUAAUGGUGGUGGGAGGAAUCCAGUCUUCAAUGACAGUCUCCGGCUGAAUGUUAAGACUGUUGAUUCCUCUCUUAAAUGUGAGAUAUUCAUGAUGAGCAGGGUGAGGAAUUAUCUCGAGGAUCAAUUGUUGGGGUUUGCACUGGUGCCACUAUCUGAUGUUCUAAUCAAGAAUGGGAAGUUGGAGAAAGAGUUCUCUCUUUCUUCAACUGAUUUAUUCCAUUCUCCGGCAGGGUUCGUUCAGUUAUCUCUAUCAUACAGUGGAGUUUCACCUGAUGUCCUGGCAAUUCCUGCUAUGCCUAAUGCUUUAGCUACAGAUGGAAAUGUGCAAGACUCAGCAAUACAGGAAUCACUCCCCUGUGAAUUUGAAAAGAUUGAGUUCCCUGAUCCAAAAAUUGUGAACGAAAACCAAAUGAUGGUUUCAGAGUAUUUUGGGAUCCCAUGCGCAAGUGUGGACUCUGAAAGCUCAGAGAGCUUGGUGACAUCUGAUUUAGAGAAUCAUGUUAGUUCAGAAAUGGAUUUUCAUGUCACAGAAAGCUUCUCGGCUGCUACUGUUGAUUCCAUUCAAGCUCCUAAGCUUGAUUCACCUCCAAGCAGCGUUUCAACCAAUGGGGUUUCUUCUCCUUCUAUCGCUGCAAGCUCCGAUACCUCUGAUGCUCCAGCUUCAAAACCAAACCAGGAGCAAGACUCAGCUGAAAAGGAGAAAAAGGGUGUGGAAGAUGAAGACGGCGAGAGUGAUUCAUCUGGUAGGGCAAAAAGUGAGAAAAUUGUAAAGCCUGUUAUUACUAUGAAUAUUGAACCAGAGCCAAAUGUGGUUCAACAGGACAUAGUAGACAUGUACAUGAAAAGCAUGCAGCAAUUCACGGAGUCAUUGGCAAAGAUGAAGCUUCCUUUGGACAUUGAUAGUGGACCAACCAGUUCAGGUAGUUCAACUUCUGAUCAGAAAAUUCAAUCUUCAAAGAACAGUGGUUCCCGCGUGUUUUAUGGGAGCAGGGCUUUCUUCUGAGCAGUAGUUCUACUGGGUCAGAGGAAAACACACAGGUGACUUUAGACUUUAGCAAGAAGACUAAUACUAAUGGUGAAGUGUAAUAAUGUAUCAAUGUAGUGUGAUGUUUUCCUUUGUAUGUUGAGAUGUUUAGGUGACCACAAACGGAAAAUCAUGACUUUGUAUGUGUUAUUAUCAUCAGCUUUGUUCAGUAACAACUGAUGUUAGUAUAAAUGGAAAUUUCCCUUAUUUAUUCCUGCUUA
Molecule: messenger RNA, 2231 nt
Organism: Jatropha curcas
Lineage: Eukaryota; Viridiplantae; Streptophyta; Magnoliopsida; Malpighiales; Euphorbiaceae
Source: RefSeq, a predicted model, not a curated record